AUGAACAAGAGAAGUGCGGAAACCGAGCUGCUGGAGGCAUACCCCUCCAAGCGGUUGCACAAUGACACUGUCGACAGCAUAUAUCCCGUCAUAGACGCCGCCGAAGACGAUGUAUCGACUGCGCAAACGCCGAGCUCCUUUGCCGGAGACCCAGACUCUCCCGUCACAGUCGCCACGACGCCACGAGCCAAGUUCCCGUCCGACCUCAAGACCCUGCCGUGCACCUGGCCCGGCUGCCCAAAGACGUUUAACCGGCCGGCCCGCUUACGAGACCACCUCAACUCGCACACAAACUCGCGGCCCUUCAAGUGCACGUACGAGGGCUGCGACAAGGACUACAUCGAGGACAAGCACCUGAAGCAGCACGUCAAGGCGGUGCACACCAACGAGCGCAAGCACGUCUGCCAGCGCGAGGGCUGCGGCAAGAGCUUCGUCACCGGCACCCGGCUGAAGCGCCACCAGGCCGUCCACGAGGGCGCCGACCGCUUCCGCUGCGCCGACUGCGGGCAGAGCUUCCGCAAGAAGGAGACGCUGCACAAGCACGUCCUCAAGGAGCACAAGGGCGAGUCGCCGCACCAGUGCGCCGAGCCCGGCUGCGACGCCAAGUUUGAGUCCAAGGGCGCCCUGAAGCGCCACCACCAGAAGAUACACGGCGAGCUCAAGUUUUGGUGCAGCGAGUGCGCCCUGCAAAUGGGGCCCGACGGGCUGGAGAAGCACGUAGGCUUCACUACGCACCCGCUGCUGCAGGCGCACAUGAAGCUCGAGCACCAGGACUGCAUGUUUUGCGACUUCAAGUCCUCGUCCCAGGCGGAAAUGGUGACGCACAUCGACAUGCACCACUCGGGCAAGACGGUCGACGAUCGCCGCACGUUCCCCUGCGACCACGCCGGCUGCGUCAAGAGCUUCACCAAAAAGUCCAACUUGCGCGCGCACCAGCGCACCGCCCACGAGGGCUUCCGCUUCGUCUGCGGCGAGGUCGACCUCGCCGGCGCCGCCGGUCUCGACGGGUGGUCCAACGCCGACGGCUGCGGCGACAAGUUCUGCACAAAGGUCCGCCUCGAAGACCACGUCCGCUACAUCCACCUGCGCCUGGAGCGGCCGCCCAAGUCUUGGGCGCCGCGGUCAUCCGCCGAUGCUGCUGCCUCGGACGACGAAGCGGAAGACCUCAUUGACGAGAUCUCCGGCGUGCAGAUGCAGGCCAGGAAGCCCAUUGUCUGCGCGCACUGCCCCCAGGCGUUUGCGCGCUACUACGACCUCGAGGCGCACGUGUCCGCCGUGCACACGGCUGCUUCCAAUGCUGCCGCGAUGGAGGAGCUCUUCGCCGAGAGUGCGAGCGGGCAAAACGGCUUCUUGGCAGGCGGUGGCGGCGACGGCAUGUUUGGCGGCGGUGCAGAGGACGAACGUGGCGACGACGAGGCCAUCUUUGCGGCGGAAAUGCACUAUGAGCCCCCGCGGGACGAAUGGCUGGACGACGAGGCGGGCAUCAUGCUGCUGGCGCGCAACUCGCCCGCGUUGGAAGCGCACAUUGAUCCUGCCCUGGGCGGUAUAUAG
This is a messenger RNA of Akanthomyces muscarius, 1551 nucleotides long. RefSeq lists its product as uncharacterized. The record is from RefSeq and is a predicted model, not a curated record. Gene Ontology annotation, cellular component: transcription regulator complex; PcG protein complex. The coding region runs from base 1 to 1551 and encodes 516 amino acids. The transcript has 2 exons. Gene Ontology annotation, biological process: regulation of transcription by RNA polymerase II. Gene Ontology annotation, molecular function: DNA-binding transcription factor activity, RNA polymerase II-specific; RNA polymerase II cis-regulatory region sequence-specific DNA binding. NCBI's taxonomy places the organism in Eukaryota, Fungi, Ascomycota, Sordariomycetes, Hypocreales, Cordycipitaceae.